AUAAGGAAUGGAUCUUGAUCGACACAUGGAAGCUGAUAGAACAGGGAGAGUUAGAUGGUGAAGCAGAAGAUGAACCAGUGCAGUGCAAGGAUGAACAACGAGAAGAGGAACUGAGUACAACCUAUAAAACACUGCACUGGACAAAGAGGUGAAGAAGAGUAUGCGCAAAGACGAAAGACACUUCUACGAAACACUGGCAAGUGAAGCAGAAUAGACUGCAGGUAGGAGGGGCAGAGACCCGACAACAUUGUAUCAAAUAACCAGGUUACUAUCUGGGAAGAGAUCAACACAGUGCAGAUGAAACCAAUAAAAGAUGAUGACGGAAAUUUAAUUACCAAAGAAGAGAAACAAAGGAAACAAUGGGCUGACCACUUCAAGAAGCUCUUGAAUCGACCACCACCACCACCACCUGCAAUUCGUCCAGAAAUACCACCAUGCCGCGCAGGCGCAGAUCUACCAGUGAACACAAGCCCUCCGACGAAAGUCGAAGUCCUGAACGCCAUAAAGCUACUGAAGUGCGGGAAAGCAGCAGGACCAGAUGGGAUCCCGUCAGAAGCACUGAGAGCAGACGCAGAGACAACAACGGACAUGCUCACACCACUAUUGCAGAAGGUGUGAAAGGAAGGGAAGGUACCUGUCCAUUGAUUGGAAGGAGGUCUACCGUGUCAAACUCCCGAAGAAGGGAGACCUCAGUGUUUGCAAGAACUAGCGCGGAAUCAC
Heterobilharzia americana is the source of this 720-nucleotide messenger RNA. NCBI's taxonomy places the organism in Eukaryota, Metazoa, Platyhelminthes, Trematoda, Strigeidida, Schistosomatidae. The record is from the annotation of a GenBank genome assembly.